CUACAAUUAAGAAUUAUUUGUAAUCUAAUAAUAUAAUUUAUGGUUGUGUGCGGGCUAGGCUUAACGGUAAUCGUACGGCUUACAUCGCAGUGUGCACUGUACCUUAGCUGAAGGGAUUAUAGGUUUCGUAAAGCAACAAAAAAUGUAGAUUUUAAUACCACAAAUUGUUAAUAAAAGAUUAAAGAUGACGAUAACACACUCUCUUAAAAUAAGGCAUCACCCUAGAAAUACUUCAGUCUUCAGAGUUUAUCACUUCGCGUCUCUGUUCAGUGAAUAUUUGCAAUUUCCAUUAAAGACCAUGGAAGCUCGAGCGCCCUUAACAGGAGAACCGGUCUUCCAAGCCAUCCAAAAUUAUUACAACAACAAGGGAAAGUUUAUAAACAUUUCAGAGGAAUUCAAGCAGGAUGCCAACAGAUUUAAUAGCUUCAGUGUAACCAUUGACACUCCGAGGGAUGGAAAUAUUCUAGUAGAUUAUUCAAAAAAUCGUAUCAAUGGGGAAUUGAUGAGCCUACUUUUCCAAUUAGCACGCGCUCGAAAAUUAGAAUCCGCCCGAGAUGCUAUGUUCAAAGGUGAAAAAAUUAACUUUACAGAGAAUCGUGCGGUGCUACACACUGCAUUGCGGAAUCGUGGAAACGUUCCCAUUCAUGUCGACGGUCAGGAUGUUACAUCUGAUGUCAACGGUGUAUUGGCCCACAUGAAGGAUUUUACAAAUGCGGUCCUUAGCGGAGUUUGGAAAGGAUAUUCGGGAAAAACUAUAAAGGAUGUCGUUAAUAUAGGCAUAGGUGGUUCUGAUUUGGGGCCAUUAAUGGUCACAGAGGCAUUGAAGCCUUAUAAUAAGGGCCUUAGUAUGCAUUUUGUCUCAAACAUUGAUGGUACCCACUUGGCUGAGGUUUUAAAAAAUGUGGAUCCUGAACGGGUCUUGUUUAUUAUAGCUUCAAAAACAUUUACUACUCAAGAAACUAUAACGAACGCAACAUCCGCAAAGGAGUGGUUUUUGCAGUAUGCGAAGGAUCCGACCGCAGUUGCUAAACACUUCGUCGCUUUGAGUACUAAUACUUCCAAAGUAACAGAGUUCGGAAUUGAUACGGCUAAUAUGUUCGGGUUUUGGGAUUGGGUGGGAGGACGAUACUCUUUGUGGUCGGCUAUCGGCUUGAGCAUAUGUUUGUCGGUUGGAUUCGAUAGCUUUGAACAAUUGUUACUUGGGGCUAAUCACAUGGAUAAUCAUUUCACCACAGCGCCACUUGAAAAGAAUGUUCCUGUCAUCUUAGCCUUGCUGGGAAUUUGGUACAGUAAUUUCUUCGGUGCAGAAACUCACGCACUGCUCCCCUACGAUCAAUACCUGCAUCGUUUUGCCGCAUAUUUUCAACAGGGCGACAUGGAAAGUAAUGGGAAAUAUGUAACUAGGAGUGGCCAAGUGGUGAAUUAUUCCACCGGUCCGAUUGUUUGGGGUGAACCGGGUACUAAUGGCCAACACGCAUUUUACCAAUUAAUCCAUCAGGGUACACGUGUCAUACCGUGCGAUUUCUUUGCGCCGGCACAAACUCACAAUCCUAUCAGCAAUGGUAAACAUCACAACAUUUUAUUGGCCAAUUUUCUGGCUCAGACGGAAGCGUUGAUGACUGGAAAAACAGAAGCACAAGCGCGUCAAGAAUUACAGAAACAAGGAUUAUCAGGUUCCAAUUUAGAACAUAUUUUACCACAUAAAAUAUUCCAGGGUAAUAGACCGACAAACAGCAUUGUCUUUAAGAAACUGACACCAUUUGUGCUGGGAGUUCUCAUUGCUCUAUAUGAACAUAAAAUUUUCACUCAAGGGGUGAUUUGGGAUAUAAACUCGUUUGACCAAUGGGGAGUCGAGCUUGGUAAACAACUUGCAAAAGCAAUCGAACCUGAACUGCAGGAUAAUAAUCCUGUCUCAUCCCACGAUGGAUCCACUAAUGGAUUAAUCAAUUUCAUUAAAGCUAGUCGCUAGAUAUUUAUAUCGCCGGUGCAAUAGAAUUGUUUCUGAAUGUGUAGUUGUGUUGAGAAUUAAAGAUUUUAUAUUAGUUUAAAAUCGGAAUUAUUAAUAAAAUGUAAGCUUUACUGUCCAAACGUA
This is a messenger RNA of Photinus pyralis (common eastern firefly), 2092 nucleotides long. Its product is annotated as glucose-6-phosphate isomerase-like. The transcript is spliced from 8 exons. The record is from RefSeq and is a predicted model, not a curated record. Gene Ontology annotation, molecular function: carbohydrate derivative binding; glucose-6-phosphate isomerase activity; monosaccharide binding. Gene Ontology annotation, cellular component: cytosol. NCBI's taxonomy places the organism in Eukaryota, Metazoa, Arthropoda, Insecta, Coleoptera, Lampyridae. Bases 185 to 1969 code for a protein of 594 amino acids. Gene Ontology annotation, biological process: gluconeogenesis; glucose 6-phosphate metabolic process; glycolytic process.